Molecule: messenger RNA, 1053 nt
Organism: Oppia nitens
Lineage: Eukaryota; Metazoa; Arthropoda; Arachnida; Sarcoptiformes; Oppiidae
Exons: 6
Coding region: 202-1053 (283 amino acids)
Source: RefSeq, a predicted model, not a curated record
UGCUGUUUUUAUAUCUAUGGCUCCGAAAAAAACAAUGUAUUAAAAGCUUUACGAAUAUGGAUUAAGAGACAAGAAAACUGUGGCAAAAAUGAGACCAAUGUAUGUCAAGUAUUGAGUUAUAUAGAUUUGAUACCUGAAAACAAAGAUGAAAGCGAUUUUUCUGGUAAAUCGUUUGAAAUAUUGGAUGAUGUGAUAAACCGUAUGAACGAUACGAUUAGAUCGGGAGGACUGGAGGGCAAAAUCAUAACAAUUGAGUGCUUAUCAUAUGAUGCGACCAAUGAUUGGAAAAUAGACACAGAAGUGUCCCUUUCGUCUCUUUCUAACAAAAAUGUAUUUAUUGUUAGAGUUUUCUAUGAAAUGGGUUUGCCUUCAAAUGAAGAAAUCGGCAUUGUUGACUUUGCGCCACAAUUGAUAUCGAGGGGGACUUUCUUUAAGAGACCAAAGUAUGAAACCUUUGAUAAAGUGAUUGAGAGAGCCUUUGGUUGGCUUUCAGAAAAUCCGGACAUUAAUUUCCGUAACGCACAGUCCAUUGAUAUCAAAAUGAAAUCUCUAAGUCAACACAAAACACAUCUAAUGGCGUUUACAGAGCACGGGGAUUACAUUAGGAUAUUCCGUGUGACAUAUACUAAGCCUGUAGAGGCAGCCCAGGGAGCCAUCGGACGCACAGUACUGUCUUCACCCAUCUAUUUAUCGACUAAAAUAUUCUUGCCUUACAAGAAAAGUGACACCAUUUCUGACAUUAAACAAAGGCUUUCCGAUUGGGUUAACCAAUAUUUAGCACAAAAUUACGAACAUUUUACUGGUCAGCGAUGGCCGCGGGUGUUGAGCGCCGAAACAGUCGAAGUGUUUGCUAAAGACUUUCGGGACGAUAAUGUGGUUGAGUUAGAAAAGGCUGCCCUCGACGACACAUUUCUGGCCAAUCGUUUCGGUAGUAAAAAUGCUUAUAUGUUCUUCUCUUUGCGUAUAUUUUAUCAGACAUUUGACCGCACAAAGUGUCCAAAGUCUUCGGACAAUAGUAUCGAUACUAUUGACAACAAUAAUGAUCACAACUAA